Salvia miltiorrhiza (redroot sage) is the source of this 1758-nucleotide messenger RNA. Its product is annotated as pyruvate dehydrogenase E1 component subunit beta-3, chloroplastic-like. The coding region runs from base 277 to 1485 and encodes 402 amino acids. The record is from RefSeq and is a predicted model, not a curated record. Lineage: Eukaryota; Viridiplantae; Streptophyta; Magnoliopsida; Lamiales; Lamiaceae. Gene Ontology annotation, biological process: pyruvate decarboxylation to acetyl-CoA. Gene Ontology annotation, molecular function: pyruvate dehydrogenase (acetyl-transferring) activity. The transcript is spliced from 4 exons.
CGGAUGCAGAGGAUUAGGCAGCAUGAUCAAAGUGGAAACUGUGGCACUGAAACAUGUGGUUCAGCUCUCAUGCUGUUCUUACCUUUUCCUGUAUCUUUUCCUCUUUCCGCCGUAACUCAAAUUCGCCGCCGCCGCUUCUCCACCAGCAUCUUCGUGAAAAGCGGGGAAUUCUUGUUCUCCUUUGGAAUAAUUUCUUAGUUUUUGCUGUUUUGAUCAGUACGCUGCAUUGGUUGUACGAUUGAGGAGUUUCGGAUCAUCUCUCGAAUCUGUAUCUGAAUGGCGGCCACGAUUCUGCAUGGAGUUGGAGCUACGACGGCUCUCUCAUCGAUCAAUUACAAUAAUUCUCGCAGAUCGCUCCCAGAGAGGAAAAGAACUUCUCUUGUCAUUCAAUGUGAUGGAAGUUUGUCGUCUGGAUUGAACAUCAGCAAUAACAGGGGGGCGAAGUUGUCUACUAAUGCAGUUGCACAGACGAAGCAAGAGAAUGUAACAGCUUCUACUACAUCCAAGCCCGGGCAUGAACUAUUGCUUUUUGAGGCUCUCCGUGAAGGGCUGGAAGAAGAGAUGGAACGAGACCCCCAUGUUUGUGUUAUGGGUGAAGAUGUUGGCCACUAUGGAGGCUCAUACAAGGUGACAAAGGGCCUGGCUGACAAGUAUGGUGAUCUCAGAGUCCUCGACACACCCAUUGCAGAAAACUCAUUCACUGGCAUGGGCAUUGGAGCUGCCAUGACUGGAUUGCGCCCAAUUGUUGAGGGAAUGAACAUGGGUUUUCUCCUUCUGGCCUUCAAUCAGAUCUCUAACAACUGUGGCAUGCUUCACUACACAUCUGGGGGCCAGUUUAAAAUACCAAUAGUCAUCCGUGGACCUGGCGGUGUUGGUCGACAGCUUGGAGCAGAGCACUCACAGCGCCUGGAGUCAUAUUUCCAGUCUAUUCCUGGGAUUCAAAUGGUGGCUUGCUCGACGCCUUAUAAUGCCAAGGGUUUGAUGAAAGCUGCUAUUAGAAGUGAUAAUCCUGUCAUUCUCUUUGAGCAUGUCUUACUCUACAAUCUAAAAGAGAGAAUCCCAGAUGAAGAGUAUGUAUUGAGUCUUGAGGAAGCUGAGAUGGUCAGGCCGGGCAAGCAUGUCACAGUUCUAACAUAUUCUAGAAUGAGGUAUCAUGUUAUGCAGGCUGCUAAGACUCUGGUGAAUAAAGGAUAUGAUCCCGAAGUGAUCGAUAUCAGAUCAUUGAAGCCAUUUGAUCUUCACACUAUCGGGAAUUCGGUGAAGAAGACUCACCAUGUGCUCAUUGUUGAAGAGUGCAUGAGAACGGGUGGAAUUGGUGCCAGCUUGACAGCUUCAAUAAAUGAACAUUUCCAUGAUUAUUUGGAUGCUCCAAUUGUGUGUUUGUCAUCUCAGGACGUGCCAACUCCGUAUGCUGGGGCUCUGGAGGAAUGGACUGUGGUUCAACCUGCACAGAUUGUUGCCGCUGUUGAGCAGCUCUGCCAGUAGUACCUAACAUCCAUUCUUUAUUGUUGCUAUUGCCAAAUUGGUUUGUUUGGAGUUGCUUUUGUUAUUCUUAAGAUCUGUGCUGUUUCAGUAUGCCAGACGAACUUUGUAGUUGUCUUUUCUCUUUCUAGCUGGUAAAUUGAUAUCAGAAGAGGUGUUGUACAUGAAUUCCCUUUGCACUCGAAGUACAUGUCCGAUGAGUCCCUGCACUAUUAAAUUGCAUUUGCUGACUGGUGCAGUUUACGUUGAAAGAGAGACUAGCAUGAUUCUUGCUAA